AUGAUGUGUUUUCUUCUCCUAUACAUUUUGCUGGUCAUCCAUUUCUUGCAGUCGGUGCAGCCUCCAGUGCUGCCGAAUCUUCAGAAGGUUGCUCUCGUUUCCUUCCCCGUGGUUGACACGAAGUGGGGAUGCAACGAUUGCUGGGAGACGGGAUUCCUGGACGACAUCAGCGGGCUUGAGCCGUCGCGGAACACGGACAGCAUUGGGAAGCUCUUCGCAGGUUUUUUCAGUUUUUUUAGCAAAACGUUCGAUUGGGCCAAUCAUGCGGUGUGCAUUCGCUUGAAUGAGCCGGGAGCCGCGAUCGACAAGUUCUCGUUGAGCUGCCCGACGUCGCAGGAGUGUUGGUACAUAGAGGACCCUUUCGAUUUGAAGCACAAUCUCGGUGGGAAGUGUACGCACCUGGGGCGUGCUCGAAUUCUGGACGAGAUGCAGCAGGCCAGCGGGCGCCUGGCAGAGCAGCAGUGCAGUCUGGAGCAGGUGUGCCCGUCUGCGAAGCCGGAGAGGUUUUUCCUGAAGUGCCGGGUCACAAGGGGCGUCCCGCUCAGCGAGCUCAUCGGUGUGUUCGACGGCUUCGAGGUCGAGGUUGUUCACUACCCGGAGCAGAACCGCCCCGGCAAGCCGCUGCCGGUGUUUCUGGAGUUCGCCUCCGCGGCCGCCAGGCGCCGGGCCCACACCCGGAACGAGGCGCACGUGGGCGGCUGCCAGCUGCAGCUGCUGUCCAGCUCCAAGUUCGCGCUGGCCGAGGCCAAGCUGGAGGGGACCAAGUACACGCCGUACACGGUGAGCGCGGGCCGGGCGUGA
Prorocentrum cordatum is the source of this 801-nucleotide messenger RNA. The record is from the annotation of a GenBank genome assembly. NCBI's taxonomy places the organism in Eukaryota, Dinophyceae, Prorocentrales, Prorocentraceae.